This is a messenger RNA of Parnassius apollo (apollo), 1359 nucleotides long. The record is from the annotation of a GenBank genome assembly. NCBI's taxonomy places the organism in Eukaryota, Metazoa, Arthropoda, Insecta, Lepidoptera, Papilionidae.
AUGGACUUUGAUAGCGACGACUCUACAUACGAUCUUAACUAUAAUCCCUGUGAUGACGGCUCCGAAAAGGAAAGCAGCGAAUCAGAUUCAGCAUCAGAAACCUGGAAUCUACUUACUCCACAAAGGAGACAAUCCACAUUUUCAGAUGAUUUGUUGCACUCUCUUCCUAAUAUACAGAGACGUAGAACACUAAGGACACAGUUGGCAGAGACUCUAAGCUCAGAAGCUAAUAUUGCAAGUUCCUCUGGUACAACAUCUCUUGAAAUAACAGAGAUGACUUGGCUAAAACGAAAGUUGGAAAACACAAAAUGGGAGAUGCCAUCACAUGAAGAUCCAGAAAGUAUCGAGUACACUGUUCCAUUCUCUGGGAUGAAGGAUAUAUUCUCUGGCAUUCUAGCUCAUGCAAAGCCAUUGGACUAUUUUGAACCGUUUCUGACUAGAAAUAUUUUAGAGGAAGUAGUUGACCAAACUAAUUUGUACGCUGCUCAACAUUUGCUUACAACGGAUGCAACUCCAAACAGCCGAACCCAUGCAUGGGUCCCAGUAACGGUGGAUAACAUGACAAAAUUUCUUGCCCUUAUUGGUUGGAUGGGCCUUGUAAAACUCCCAAGCAUAAAGGAUUAUUGGAGAGUUCAUAGGCUAUAUGGAUUACCGCUAGCAAGAUCCGUUAUGCCGAGAAAUAAAUUUGAGCUGAUUUUGAAAUACAUCCACUUUUCAGACAACAGCAUUGAAGAUGCAGAUGAUAGACUGAAAAAAAAGGUCUGCUUGAUGAAGAUAGGACAACUAGCAUAUCGACUGAGACGCAGAAAGACUCACCUAGUUGGAACCCAAAGAGCUAACAGAAAGCACCUUCCAAAAGACGUUAUGUCUAUGAAACUGAAGAGAGGAGAGAUGUGUGCCAAGCAAACUAAUGAUGGGAUAGUAGCACUGAAAUGGCGAGACAAGCGUGAUGUAAGGAUGCUGUCUACUAAUACAUCUGCGUUCAAGAUAGUUACAGUUCAGAACAGGAAUAAGCCAGCCAUUCUCAAACCGGAGUGCAUUGUAGACUACAAUAAUGGAAAAUCUUCGAUCGAUAUAAGUGAUCAUAUGGCAACAUAUGGCUCAGCUCUUAGGCGAUGUACGAAAUGGUAUCGUAAGCUGUUUAUCGAAAUUUUGUGGGGAACUUCUCUGGUGAAAGCUCAUUUCCUCUAUAAUCUAAAUACAUCAGCAAAGAAAAUUACAAUCACAGAGUUCCGAGAACAGGUUAUUUUAGAUAUGAUUGACAAGUGUUCUCAGAGAGUAGGUAUAGCACCUGUACCUUCAACAUCAUCUUCAAAAAGGAAGGCGCCGAAUGUGAAACACUACCUCAUAGAAAAUUAG